AUGAGUUGGGGCUCGAAUCCGUUGGGCCUACAAGAACAGUUUGGCGUUCCCGGGUUCGUCAGCUCCGGUCAGGCACGUCCGGGAGAUUGGCAAAUGCGAUUGGACACCAACCCCUUCCAUCGGCGACCGGUAUGGACACCGGUGGAUGGCCCCGGCGGGCUUGAGCUGCCCGCGGACGACGGUUGCGGGCGCGUGGUCACAGCCACGGCAAGCAUUCAGGGUGAUAUGGGGCUGACCAGAUGGAACCCGCUCGGUGGCUCAGUCACGGCCUACGCGAACCGGAUGGGUGAUAUGCAGACUACCAACUGGAACGGAUAUGGAGGCAUGGUGACCGCCAGCGCGAAUCGGGCCGGGGCGCUUCGACUGACGGGCAUCACCCUUUAUGGCUCAGCGUCCGCGGAAAUGAACACGUUCUCCAGCUCCUAUAGUGUCGACGCGCGCAGCUUCUGUGACCGCCAGUGGGUGAUGGGCGCGGCGGGAGGCUUCGGGUUCUCAUCGCCCGGUGCAGGCGGCUCCUCCUUCUUCGGUGCGCCGAAUACCAAUGGCUUCUUGCUGCAGUCGAGGAACCCAGCCGCUUCCUCCGGUUCCGGGGAAUCAGAGGAGGUGCUAUGGGACACGCGCGAGAGCUUUUCCACAACAAUCAGCUGGUGUUUCGUGAGCCGGGUGGGCAGGUUGUCCUCCAAUGAAGUUCUCGGGGUUUUUUUGUCUUAUCUUUUGCGGUUCUAUAACUAUGUUUAUGUCAAUUUCCACUACUAUGCUUCAGAAAGGUCGCAAUAA
Messenger RNA from Aspergillus aculeatus ATCC 16872, 777 nucleotides. RefSeq lists its product as uncharacterized. The record is from RefSeq and is a predicted model, not a curated record. The transcript is spliced from 4 exons. The coding region runs from base 1 to 777 and encodes 258 amino acids. NCBI's taxonomy places the organism in Eukaryota, Fungi, Ascomycota, Eurotiomycetes, Eurotiales, Aspergillaceae.